GCGGUAAUGCACCUAAUUUAUGAAAGUUGCCAAUCGCAAUAUAAAGUUAAGAGAAGAAAAAGCCUGGAAAUAGGAGAGAAGACUAGAAACAAUUCGGUUGACUGUUUUAUGUUUGGAUUAAUUGGCGGAGUGUAGGACCUUGUGCAUUUCAGUCUAGGGGAGCCCAGUGAGAGAUGUCGGUCCCCCCCAACCUUCUGAUUCUGAACACCACCUAAAGGUCAGAGGUUGAAGGGUCAGCGGUCAGGGGUGGUCAACACCAUCAUGGCUGACAGUGAAGGGCUUGGCAGCGGUGGGGUUGAUCUGCCCAUCCUCGCACCGGGCCAGGUGUACGUGGAGGUGGAGUACGACUAUGAGUACAAGGCCAAAGAUAAGAUGAUCUCCAUCAGGCAGGGGGAGUGCUAUAUGCUGGUCAGGAAGACCAAUGAGGACUGGUGGCAGGUACGGAAGGAAGAGGGGAUGAAAGCCUUCUAUGUCCCAGCGCAGUACGUCAGGGAGGUGCGCCGGGCGCUCAUGCCCCCACCAAAGACCCUCGUGUCGGACGGGAUGGGUGGGACGAUCCGGGUAAAGCCUACAGUUCUGGAUAUCUGUAGCACGUCCAACGAGAACCUCAACAACAGGCUACCUCAGGAGAUGUCUAGUUUUGGGAGUCCGUCGCCCACCUCCACACCCUCGCCCUCUUGGGGGCACGUCACACCACCUUCUCUGCCCAAGGAUGCCAACCAGAACCCAGAAAGCCUACGGCACAGCAAGCCCCCUGGCGUAGCCGAUCUGGUGCUCCUACACAACAACAAGAACCAUCACCACAGCAACAGCUCCAAGUUACCGCAUAUGCGGGCGGAAUCUCCGCCUCCCAGGGCCCCCAACAACCACCAUAUAAACCACAACAAGAGCCAUGACUCGGACCGGACUCUCUCCUCUCCUGGGGACUCCCCGGGGGAGGGGUCAGAGAAGCUCCAGAACGACUCAGAAUCUGGAGAUGACCUGAGCAGCAGCUCUACUGAACAGACGACGUCUCCGAUAGGGCAAGGCCGGCCCGAGUCCCCUAUCUACACCAACCUCCAGGAGCUGAAGAUCUCCCAGUCCAGCCUGCCCACCCUCCCCUCCAGCACCCCACUGCACAUCCUUGGGGACUGGGAGACCCACAAGGACCUCACCGGUAGACACUUCUACUAUAACAGAGCCACCGGGGAGCGCACGUGGAAACCGCCCCGUGCACGGGAUGCUAGUGGCAGUACCAGUAGUAGUCGGGGAGACCCCCAUGGCAUGGGAGAGAUGGAGCCCCUUUCUUCUGAGGAGAACUGUCACAGCAGCACGUACUCCAGUCAGUCAGACAGUCAGUAUGGAUCUCCCCCUAGAGGCUGGUCAGAGGAACUGGAUGUACACGGACACACCCUCUAUGUCUGUGAACAUACUCAUGAGAAGUGGAUAAAGCACGUGGACGAGCAGGGGAGGCCGUACUACUACAGCUCAGACGGCUCCAGGUCUGAAUGGGAACUACCCAAAUACAAUGUGUCCCCUCAGCCAGGUGAUCCCCCCAAGAGUCGUAGCCUGGAGAGGAAACUGUCAGACCCCAUUGUCCUGACCAAGUGGAGACACAGCACCUACGUACUAGACCUCAACGACAAGGAGUGUGGGCCUACAGUCCCCAAGCUGAGUUCUCCUGACUUUGACUCCUGCCCCUCAUCUCCCAAGCACCCCUCAAUCCCCUCUGAGAAGUGUGGAGUCCUCAACGUCACCAAAAUAACUGAGAAUGGCAAAAAAGUCAGAAAGAACUGGACAUCGUCGUGGACGGUGCUACAGGGCUCCUCGCUGCUCUUCGCUAAAGGACAGGGGAGUGGCACCAGCUGGUCCUACUACCGUAGUGGCUCCAUCCCUGAGCUGCUGCUCACUCUGCUGGCCAACUGGAAGCGUUCGGUCAAGCCUCGCCCAGCUGUCUCCUAUGUCCACUCUGUCCAUGAGCGUUCCAAGGCUGCCACUAAGUUUGGGGGUAACCAGUCGAAGCCGGAAUUCACUGUGGAUCUCAGAGGGGGGUCAGUUGAUUGGGCCUCGAAGGAUAAGUCCAGCAAGAAGCACGUCAUUGAGCUGAAGACCCGUCAGGGGACAGAGCUGCUGAUCCAAUCAGAGAUCGACAGCGUCAUCAACGACUGGUACCGAGUCCUGACAGACACCAUCAGUACACAUGCAUGGGAGUCAGAUGAAGCCUUAGAGGAGGACAUGCCUGAGUCCCCCGGUGCAGAAAAACAAGACAAGGAGAAAGACCACAGAGACUCCAAGAAAAACAGAGCGAUGAAGACAUCUGUGAGUAUGGACUCCUCGGACCAGAAGAAGACCAGAGUAAAGCUGAAGAAGUUCCUAACCCGCCGACCCACCUACCAGGCCGUCAGAGACAAGGGCUACAUUAAAGACCAGGUGUUUGGCUGCAGCCUGAGCAGCCUGUGUCAGAGGGAGAACACUUCGGUGCCCACUUUCGUCACCAUGUGCAUCGACCACGUGGAAAACACAGGUCUGAGUAUAGAUGGGAUAUACAGAGUGAGUGGAAACCUAGCUGUGAUACAGAAGCUGCGCUUUGCUGUCAAUCACGAUGAGAAGGUAGAGCUGGAUGACAGUAAAUGGGAAGACAUCCACGUCACUACAGGAGCCCUGAAGAUGUUAUUCAGAGAGCUGCCUGAGCCCGUUUUCACCUACGACUCUUUCAACGACUUUAUCAACGCCAUCAAAUGCUCAGACUACAAGCAGCGGGUGAAUAUGAUAAAAGACUUAAUCAAGCAUUUGCCAAAACCGAAUCACGACACAAUGCAAUGCCUCUUCAAGCAUCUCAGAAGAUACAGUUGGAGUCGGCUAAUUGACAUCAUUCGAGUCAAUUGGAGGUGUACCUGUGGAUGUAUUUCAAGGCCUACCUUCAAACUCAGUGCCUCUUUGCUUGACAUCAUGGGAAAAUUUAAAUAAAUCAGCCAAGACCUCAGAAAAUAAAUUGUAGAUCUCCACAAAUCUGGUUCAUCCUUGGGAACAAUUUCCAAAAGCCUGAAGGUACCACUAUCAUCUGUACAAACAGUACUCAAGUAUAAACCCCAUGGGACCACGCAGCCAUCAUACUGCUCAGGAAAGAGACGCAUUCUGUCUCCAAGAGAUGAACGUACUUUGGUGCAAAAAGUGCAAAUCAAUCCCAGAGCAACAGCAAAGGACCUUGUGAAGAUGCUGGAGGAAACAGGUACAAAAGUAUUUAUAUCCACAGUAAAAAGAGUCCCUAUAAUAUCGAAAUGCCGCUCAGCAAGGAAGAAGCCACUACUCCAAAACCGCCAUAAAAAGCCAGACUACGGUUUGUAACUGCACAUGGGGACAAAGAUUGUACUUUUUGGAGAAGUGUCCUCUGGUCUGAUAUAACAAGAAUAGAACUAUUUGGCAAUAAUGACCAUUAUGUUUGGAGGAAAGAGGGACGCUUGCAAGCCGAAGAACACCUUCCCAACCGUGAAGCACGGCAGUGGCAGCAUCAUGUUGUGGUGGUGCUUUGCUGCAGGAGGGACUGGUACACUUAAAAAAAUAGAUGGCAUUGUGAGGGAGGAAAAUGAUGUGG
Oncorhynchus keta (chum salmon) is the source of this 3571-nucleotide messenger RNA. It is a transcript of the gene arhgap12b, whose product is annotated as Rho GTPase activating protein 12b. Gene Ontology annotation, molecular function: protein binding. Lineage: Eukaryota; Metazoa; Chordata; Actinopteri; Salmoniformes; Salmonidae. The record is from RefSeq and is a predicted model, not a curated record. Gene Ontology annotation, cellular component: cytoplasm. The transcript has 18 exons. Gene Ontology annotation, biological process: regulation of GTPase activity; signal transduction. The coding region runs from base 262 to 2946 and encodes 894 amino acids.